Molecule: messenger RNA, 819 nt
Organism: Ochlerotatus camptorhynchus
Lineage: Eukaryota; Metazoa; Arthropoda; Insecta; Diptera; Culicidae
Gene: Csas
Product: CMP-sialic acid synthase
Exons: 2
Coding region: 35-805 (256 amino acids)
Molecular function (GO): N-acylneuraminate cytidylyltransferase activity
Source: RefSeq, a predicted model, not a curated record
UGAAUAAUGCUUCAACUCAAUUGAAUUCAGUAUCAUGUGGUUAGUGAGGAUCACAACGCUAUGCUGUAUGCAGCUCGCAAUCGUCGCCAACAAAGAAAACGAAAUAUGCCCGCAGAAUCAUGGAAAUCACUCAACCGAAAGCGUCGUAGCGUUGGUUCUAGCUCGGGGUGGCUCCCGUGGUAUCCCUCUGAAAAACCUAGCCGAAAUCGACGGUUCAUCCCUGCUGGCUCGAACGCUCCGAAUCCUGCUGGAUUUGAACCGGUUCCACUCGGUUUGGGUUUCCACCGAGGAUGAUCGCAUUGCCGGUGCGGUGGAGCGGGACUUUCCGGGCGAUAAAGUUCGGGUACACCAUCGACCGGUGGAAGCGGCCCAGGAUCAUACCAGUUCCCUCGAAUCGGUACGGGAGUUUGUGGACCGGCAUCCAUGGGUGGAGAACGUUGCCCUGGUGCAGUGCACUUCUCCGUUUUUGCGGUUGGACUACUUGCAGGAAGCUCUGGAUCGAUUCCAGUCGGGAAGGGUGGAUUGCGUUUUCAGUGCCACAAGGAGUUUCAAAUUGCGGUGGAAGCGAGCGGACAAUGGAAGGACGAUUCCGUUGAACUUUGAUCCGGGGAAGCGUCCUCGUCGGCAAGACUGGGAAGGGGAGUUGGUGGAAACUGGAAUGUUCUAUUUUGCCCGGAAGCGUCUUCUUUUGGGUGGUCAUUUCCAGAAUGAGAACUGUGAGGUGGUUGUCAUCGACGAUAAGGAUUCCUUGGAGAUUGAUUCGUUCUACGACCUUGAACUAGCUAGGAAAAUUAUAGGCACUUAAGGUGAAGAAACUAG